CUUCCUGGUCACAUUUUCUCGUAGGUCCCAGUCCCCCCUUUAUUAAUGGCUAUGUUUGCUCCUGCACAGUCAACAGGGAGGAGGACGCGAUUUAAAAAGCGAAGAAACACAGACUCGGAAUGAGAAGAAAAAGCAAAUAAUCUGCCAGGAGAAAGAAAAAGAAAAGUCACACAGCUGAGCGUGGUCGGAGCCAGAUAAGAAGAGUCACUCCAAAUGGUAUUUACUCUGUGAUACGCCUAGCCCAAGGACGUACUGAGGAAGGCAAACACAGGCGAGACUGAGGGGACGAGUUGCGGGGAUUUUUAGAUGGCAUUUGCCAAGGCUAGGGAAGGGCUGCGGAACACCUAGGAGAGAUACGAGCUGGGAACACGUUUGGAUAUCAUGUCUUGACCAACAAAAGAGCAAUUAUCCGCGGAUAAACUGCAGCAGCACGUCAGAAAUAAAGGCCUCCUCUGAUGGAGCACUGGGCUCUUUAAUCCAGCCAGAAACCCUCCCUGACGGGCAGCGACGAGCUACGGCAAAGGGUGAGGUACUGAAGUAAUCGGGGGAGGAAUAAAGAAAACAACAAAAAAAGAAACAUUUAGAUAAAUGUUGCGAAAGUGAAUCAAAGGCUAAGCUAAUGUUGCGAAAUCGCCGAAUUUACCCUUGCUGCUGCGGAGAAUGGCUCAGUCAAAAUAUCAUCGCCGAGCAGCUGUGAUAACGCUUGUUCCAGCCCUUCAGUUUCUCUUCCUCUCUUUUUCUGUUCAACAGGACGCUUUAUUCGCAAUUGAAGGGAUUUAUGGGAUCACAAGUUUCUUCUGAUGAGAUGAGUGUGCGUGCUGGCCAGGGCAGUGAUGAGGUACUGGUUUCGCAGGCGGUGUGGGACUACCUGGCUGCAGCUGGGCGGCCCUGGCUCAUUGACUUCCAGCACAAGCAGGGGAUGAGCGCAGGUAUCAUUAGGCGAGGAGAAAGGGGGGGCUGCUGCGCUGUGAGGCUGCAGCCGGUGGAAGGCUCCAGGAGCUCUGGAGCUGGGGUGAUGGAUGGACCCAUCUCCAGCGAGACACGAAAAGCCUUCAUUGACUUAUGCCGCUGUGCCCGCAAAGAAAUGAGCAAACAGGAGGGGGGACCCAAGAGGAAGAGGGCUCUGCUGCCCUGUGUGGGAGUCCUGGAGCCAAACGGAGAGGGGAGCCUGCUUCAGCCUCCACCUCCCCAGCCUCGGCGCUCCCAGAGACAGCAGCAGAGAUUCAGGAAGCCUGCUGAUGAGGAGGCCUGUGCCAUGCUCCAUGAGGUAGCCCUGAGGAAGGACAUGGACUCCAGCUUGGCUUCCCAUAGUGAGGCAGAGGACAACAAAACUUGCUCAAUCUGCAUGGGGGACAUAGUGGAGAAGACGACCCUGGAGAGGUGUGGCCAUUCAUUUUGUCACUCUUGCCUGGAUCAAGCCUUUAAGGUGAAGAAAGCGUGUCCUGUGUGUCGGCUCGUGUACGGCCAGUUGAUAGGGAACCAGCCUGCCAAUGGUACAAUGAUUGUAGAGCGAGAUCCUGAUCUGGAGCUUCCUGGCCAUGAAGGCUAUGGGUGUGUCUGCAUCAUCUACAGCUUCCCUCCUGGCCUACAGGCGCCAGAACACCCCAACCCAGGUGUUCGGUACCCAGGAACAGACCGUGUGGCCUACCUCCCUGAUAGCCCUGAGGGGAACCGCGUGCUGGGUCUGCUGCGCCGGGCCUUCGAACAGCGCCUUAUCUUCACCAUCGGUACCUCCAUGACUACGGGCAUGCAAAACGUCAUCACCUGGAAUGACAUUCACCACAAGACCUCAAUAUGGGGCGGGCCCCGCUGUUUUGGCUACCCAGACCCCACUUACCUGGUGCGAGUGACAGAGGAGCUCAGAGAGAAAGGCAUCACGGCGGACUGACAGCAUGAAAAUGACAGACUCUUCCAAGACUUUGUAGGACUUUCCGAGUGUCCUUGCGGUGGACGUGACUCGGCUCCAGGUUGUGCUCUGAGACUGCCCGUCCCUUAAAAGAUGGCUGAAGACAAGGCCCUCAGCAGACAGGCGUCUAAUGCUGCAGCAGAGCCCACAUCACUCCACUAAUUGUUCCUCCGUUUCUUCAUUUUUCCUCCAGAGUUCAGCUUAACCCAGUGCUACAUGCGGAAGAAAAUACUUUGAGUGCAGUGCAUUCUUGUAUUACACAGUCCUCUACCUGUCACUGUUGGCAAUAGGACUGAUAUCUGAUGCACUUAUUUAAGAGCGUUGUGUUGGUGUGUUGGAAUUCAUGGUACUUAUAUAUUAUUUAGGAAAUCUAAGUUUAAUGUUAUAAAGACAGUUUAUGUUAUAUUAAUGUUUAUUUCUACUCUGGGGAUUAUUUUAUUCCUUACAAGCACAUGUUCUUGGUUUUAUCCCCCCAGAAAUGUUUGUUGAGUAAGUCUCUAAUUUGAUUGUUACUAAUUACCUGUUGUAAGGAUAGUACUUGGGUUAUAUGGCAGAAUAGCACUGCUUCAAUAGAAAGAAUUCAUUUUCUGAAGUUAUUGCAAUCUAAAGCACUCACAGGCACUUUGGUAUGGGAGUUUGUUUUUCAGUGAAGUCGUCGUCGUCAUUAUUGCUUCCUCUGUGGAAGAGAGCUCGGGGCAAACAGGUUCGCGCAGCCGUCAGCUAUUAGCUUGAUGGCUACAAGUUGAUGUCAAUUGCUUGGAACUCUUCAUUUGUGUGUGAUCUUCAUUUUCCCCCCAUUUGUACUGAAAUAGGAAGAAUGUUAAACUGUCUUGUUGCAGCACCUUUUAUUACACACAUUAGGACUUUCCCCUGGGGUUUUUUGCCAUCGGUCACUCCUGUUAUUUUAAGAUGUCUCCCAGGUGUUGAGCCCAUUACCUCAGUUGUUAGUAAUGUGCUCAUCUAAUUACCAGAUUUAUGACGAUGUCAAAUAAAAAGGGCAUAUAGACCACUUAAACCAAAUGAAAGGCACAAAAGCUCUUUAAAUAUCUAUGCCUCUGUCCCUGUCAAACUGGGAGAUUUGCCUGAUUUGCUUGCCUGUUCUCAUUUAAAAUGAGGUAACUGUUGUGAAUUUUGUUUAUCUAAAUAGAUAAUCAAUAAUGCACAGUGAAAAAAUAUAAGACAAUGUUGCGGGAACAAUUGAUUCGAUUUAGGGUGGGGUAUUGAUCUCAUUUUGUUGUGCCUUUCUUAUAUUCACUUUUGAUAAAACUCGAGCAUGAUGUUACUAAUGAACAAUAAGCAGUUUGGGCGUAUUUCGGUGUUAUUUGAUAGAUAAACAGCAUUAUGUUUGUAGCUAAACUAUCUGGCUUUAAAUAAAAAAUACUACACAGUUCAUGAAAAUAUGUAUAAUGUACAUUAAAUUAGCUUCUCCUUCAUAAACAUUCUUGUAGUCCAAAUGCUGAAAACCCCCCUCAGAAUUGAUAAAGCUGUAUGUGUGAAAGUGCUUUGCUGAGUGCAGUAACCUGCUUGGCUAGUGGUACAUUUGUCAUUAAUUUGACUGGUCAGAUCUAUACAUCAAAUACCCUUUUUAUUAUGUUUUCAUCUACUUUGUAUUUUAGUUAAGGGACCAACUGAAAUCAUUUUGGGACACAGGAUUGUAGUUUACUAAAGCUACUGUGCAAACAUUUCUAUGCAUUACAUAAGUGAGGAGGAGCCAGGAGAAAGGAUAGUUUGAGCGAUUACACAUAUUACAAACUGAUUGUUAAGGAAAAGUUGGAGUUUUGCUUUUCUAAUUGUGUUGAUUCGUACUUUGUUGAUAUUCAGAAUAAUGUGCUUUACAUUUUAAUACUUGAAUAAAAAGUUAUGUUUG
This is a messenger RNA of Dicentrarchus labrax (European seabass), 3773 nucleotides long. RefSeq names its product deltex E3 ubiquitin ligase 3 (gene dtx3). The record is from RefSeq and is a predicted model, not a curated record. NCBI's taxonomy places the organism in Eukaryota, Metazoa, Chordata, Actinopteri, Moronidae. Gene Ontology annotation, biological process: Notch signaling pathway; protein ubiquitination. The transcript is spliced from 4 exons. The coding region runs from base 779 to 1888 and encodes 369 amino acids.